Messenger RNA from Girardinichthys multiradiatus, 3900 nucleotides. RefSeq names its product guanine nucleotide-binding protein subunit alpha-11-like. The coding region runs from base 281 to 1387 and encodes 368 amino acids. Gene Ontology annotation, biological process: phospholipase C-activating dopamine receptor signaling pathway; adenylate cyclase-modulating G protein-coupled receptor signaling pathway; action potential. Gene Ontology annotation, cellular component: heterotrimeric G-protein complex. Gene Ontology annotation, molecular function: GTPase activity; guanyl nucleotide binding; G protein-coupled receptor binding. NCBI's taxonomy places the organism in Eukaryota, Metazoa, Chordata, Actinopteri, Cyprinodontiformes, Goodeidae. The record is from RefSeq and is a predicted model, not a curated record. The transcript is spliced from 8 exons.
UUUCAACGACCGUUUAGCGGAUCAGGGAAGAAGCGCAUUCCUCUGUAGGCGCGGCAGACUCUCCCGAGCCGGGUUGAUCACAGUGGACCAGAGAAAGGCGCUGAAACCCGGCAAUAGCUAGAGGGAAUGACGGCAGGUGUUCUCGGGUAGCCACCGGUGGAGAGAGGUUAGGGAGGACUUGGUGGGGAAAUGGAGUGCGUAAAGCAGUCGGAGCCUGUACCUGCACCGUCUCCAGGAAGUUUAAAGCUCUGAUUGGAGGAGGAUUUCAGACGUUUUGUUCAUGGCGGGCUGCUGUGAGUGGAUCUACCGCACCUGUGUGUGCUGUCUGUCGGAGGAGGAGAAGACCGCCAUCGCUGUGGAUAAAGAGAUCAAGAGGAUCCUCAGGCAGCAGAAGAAGAAGGAGAGAAGAGAGAUCAAAAUCCUGCUGCUGGGAGCUGGGGAGAGUGGGAAAACCACCUUCAUCCGACAGAUGAAGAUCAUCCAUGGUCGAGGCUUCUCAGAAGAGGAAAGAAAAGCCUUCUCUAAGUGUAUCCACCAGAACAUCUUCACUGCCAUCAACGCCUUGACAGGAGCCAUGACCACACUCAGAAUCCCUUAUACCAGCUCUGAGAAUGAGAGGUUUGCCAAGUGGCUGCAGGAUGUGAACACAUUACACAUCGUUGAUCUGGAGAGGGGAUAUGUGGAUGCGAUCCGCCGCCUCUGGUCAGACGGGGGAAUACGAAUUUGUUACAGCCGCCGCUGCGAGUACCAGCUGCUGGACUCCACCGAGUACUACCUGAACAACUUGGAGCGGAUCUCAGCCCAGGACUACAUCCCUACGGAGCAGGACGUGCUGCGUGUUCGGUUUCCCACCACGGGCAUCCACGACUACUCAUUCACCAUCAAGAACAUCACGCUAAGGAUUGUGGAUGUUGGCGGUCAGAAGUCGGAGCGUCGGAAGUGGAUCCACUGCUUUGAAAACGUUACCUCCCUCAUCUUCCUGGCCUCCCUCAGCGAGUACGACCAGGUCCUAGAGGAGAGAGAGACCAUUAACCGCAUGCAUGAGAGUCUGGCUCUGUUCUACACCACCAUCCAUUCUGCCUGGUUCCACAACACCUCCAUCAUCCUCUUCCUCAACAAGACCGAUAUCCUGGAAGACAAGAUCCGGACCUCAGAUCUGAACAAAUACUUCACUGGUUUCACAGGUGAUAAGCAGAAUGCCGAGCAUGCAAAGCAGUACAUCCUUAAAAUGUAUGAGCAGCGGGCGGUCAACCAAGAAAAUCGGGAAUGGAAGACCUUGUACCCACACUUCACCUGUGCCACAGACACCAACAACAUCCGCAAGGUUUUCACCGACAUAAGGGACACGGUGCUGCUCAAGUCACUAAGCGACUACGGAGUCCUCUGAACUUUUACUGAGGAGUGAGAAGCAGAAUGAAAAGCGAUGGAUCCCACAUUCAUCUCUAGACAAGACUGAGAGAAGCGGUUCAAGACCACAAUGAGCUCUGCUUUUUCACAUGAAGAAUAUUCUCCUUUUGAAAUCCUCUCCCACUAAAAAAGCAGUGGGUUGCUACUUCUUUACUCAACUUGGAAUCUAAGAACACGAAGUUCUAUAAAAAGCGCUGGAAUUAUGUAGCUUUAAUCACACUCAUGAUUCUUAGUAGGAUUAUUUUUUUUUACAGAAGAAGUGUUUGGGUCAUGCAGGAUACAUGUACUGUAAUUGAGGCUGGAGUAGAGAUGGUGUGGUGUGACCAUUAAUGGUGGAGAUCGGGGUCAUGCAUGGCUACUCCACUGCUGUCCUGCACAUAUUAACAGCUUCAAGUGUUUCCACCAGUUAAAAACAGGAAGAGUAGAGGUUUAUGCACACUAAAAUGCAAACCAUUAACACAGAAAGUUACCAAAAGUUACUCUUUUUCUAAUGAAUCUUGACAAUACAGUGUAUCUCUGAAGCAUAGGCUCUCAACAGUGUGUCAAAUUCCAAAAAAAUGCCAACAAAAACGAAGCUGCUGGACCACACUGAGUUUUGCUGAUGAAUUUAUUGUUAAAUGUGUUAAAAGCUACACUGUCAACCCUCAUGUGCUGUUGAGGAGUUGAGGUGAAGCAUUUUUUAUACCAGUUUUUAGGAAAAAUUACACCAGUCAGACUUUUACUGGGCAGUUUCUGGUUUCCAGUCUGACCUGCCAAUUCAGAUUUGGAUCCAUUCUUUAAUAUUUUCUUUUAUAGGUGUAAUAGUUUUGAACUUAACAGAAAAAUUACAAGAAAUUGCAAGCUUAUCGCCAUUUAUGCAUCAAAGCAUAUAUCACAAACCUUUAUCUUGUUUUUUAUUAAUAGCAAAAAUGUGCACCAAAGUACAUAAUCUUGGUUGAUGAAUUUAGAGACUGAAAAUGGAAGGAGGUCUAAGUUUUGAAGAAAUUAAUGAAUAGGCAUGAAAAGGGCUGAUUUUUCAGUAUUUGAUGUGUUUAUCACCAAUCAGAGCCUAUCAAGGGGAAAUUCGCCAACCUCUGGGUAAUUGAUUGGUGCAUCUGUAGUUUUUAGUCCUUUUUCGACAGAAAGAAGCAUUAUAUGGGCAGAUUUUACAGGAGGCAAAUAUAGUUGACCAUUUCAGCAGUUUUUGCUGCCCUCUAAACUUAUCCACACCCCUGCUAAGCAUGUGUAAGAACCCUUAAACUAAAUAGAUCUUUAUGAUAAGAACCAGAAAAAACUUCUGUUUUAUUGUUUUUUGGGGACAAAUGUUCCUGGUGAGUCCUUCAUGACACAAAGAAUGGAUAUAUGUGGAAAAGAGCCUCAUCCCAUUGUUAAGUAUGGUGGAGAAUCUGUGAUGCUAUGGGCCCAGAGAAGCUUGAUGGUGGCUUCAUGAACUUUCUGAAAUAUCUGAAAUUUUAAAAAGAAAAUCUGGUGGACUUUGCCUAAAAUCUGAAACAUUUAAUGUUUCAUCAUCUGCUGGGAACACUGGAUAUUAUCUACUUGUCUGGUGCUUUUUGUUUGAAUAGAUAGACAUGUUCUGUCUACUUUGCUUAAUCAUUUUUGCUGCCUACAAGUGUAAUAAAGCUCUUACACUUUUAAGUUUAGGCUUUAAGCCAGCAUGUUUUUGUUUUUUACCAUUUAUAUAGCUAUGUGAUGGAGAUGGUUGUUUUCUAUUCCAUCUAAACAUCGUACUAUCUGUGGAGAGGUCUUAAAGAAGAUGUGAAAAAGCUGGACAAUCAAAAAAGAGAUAAUUUCACUAAAAGAAACGCAUAUUUAAACUGGGAAGCUGUAUACAUGUUCAGAAGCUGUAAAAGUGGAAAAUGAAUGCUGAGGAGUCUUUGAAUAAUAUAAAUAAAUAAAGAUAUAUAUAUCUAUAUAUGUGUGUAGAGAGAGAGACCUGGAGAUGUCAAAUCUCAAAUACAGAGCAGUGUCUUACUUGAAACAGUCCGAUAACUGCGCUCACAUCCUUGGGUAAAAUUCGAGACUAGAUUAUUAGACUUGAUUAAAGCGUGAUCAUCUGUUAUUAGAAGGAGCUCAGCCUCAGUGGGUGGAGGAUGUCUUCUACUGGUUUAUAUUGCAAGUUCUACCUCUGUGUAUUCAUUUUGAGACAAUAGAGGGGUUACAAACUAAUCUAAAAUCAUGAAACUAACUGACUGUAAAUAGAAAGCUCACUUGAGUCCUCAGCGGAGCCUUAAUAUCCGUAUUUCUGAUUCUUUACAGUGCAUUUAACACAAAUAUGGAAGCUUUCUGUACACGACCACUGUUUUUGAUUCAAUUGUAAGUCUUGAAUUUGUAGUAAUUGUUGACCUGCUGGACAUAGACUGUAACCACAGAGUGGAUUUGUCAGUGAAUUACUUUCCUCCCUUUGGUGUCAGUAAAUUAUUUUGUGUUGAGUCUGGUGGAGGAAGAUUGAAAACAUGUUUUUAUAGGCAAUAUUAAAAAGAAAAUCUAAACACA